GCUGCUGAGAAGGAGGAGGUGGGGGGAGCGGAGGGAGGUGUUUCUGUCAGUUCCGGCUGUUUGUUCGGGAAGUGGAUCCGCCGCUGCCGGAGCAGCCGGGAGGGAGCUGCGGAUCGCGAGGCCAGUACCGACCCCGCCCGCCCGCACGCGCGCGCCGCCCCCGCCCGCCAUGGCCCGGGACUACGACCACCUCUUCAAGCUGCUCAUUAUCGGCGACAGCGGUGUGGGCAAGAGCAGCUUGCUGUUACGAUUUGCAGACAACACCUUCUCAGGCAGCUACAUCACCACGAUCGGAGUGGAUUUCAAGAUUCGCACCGUAGAGAUCAACGGGGAGAAGGUGAAGCUGCAGAUCUGGGACACAGCAGGGCAGGAGCGCUUCCGCACCAUCACCUCUACGUAUUACCGGGGGACCCACGGGGUCAUUGUGGUUUACGACGUCACUAGUGCUGAGUCCUUUGUCAAUGUCAAGCGAUGGCUUCAUGAAAUCAACCAGAACUGUGAUGAUGUUUGCCGAAUAUUAGUGGGCAAUAAGAAUGACGACCCUGAGCGGAAGGUGGUAGAGACAGAAGAUGCCUACAAAUUUGCUGGGCAGAUGGGGAUCCAACUCUUUGAGACCAGUGCCAAGGAGAAUGUCAACGUGGAAGAGAUGUUCAACUGUAUCACAGAGCUGGUUCUACGAGCAAAGAAAGACAACUUGGCGAAACAGCAGCAGCAACAACAGAACGACGUGGUGAAGCUCACGAAAAACAGUAAACGAAAGAAACGCUGCUGCUAAUGCCCCGGUCCACUGCAGAGACUGCACUGCUACCCUCCCCAGCCCGAGGCCCUCGGGGGCACCUCGGGGACAGUCUCAGUUUAGUGCCGUUAUUUAAAGAAUUCUCUCCACGUUUUUGUAUCGGGAGGCGCCAUCGGCACAUCCUCCCCCUUCCCCUUGAGUGCCAAGAAGGUGUUGGACGAGCCUGCCCUUCCCGACUGGUGCCCUUUUUCCUGCUGAGGCGCCUGGACCUGGUGAGGACGCUGCCAGCUGAGCGGACUGAUUAACCCAUUUGUACAUAGUGUAUAUUGCAUUAACCAGCUGCACACCCUCAGCCUGCUCUGGCUUUUGCCUCCUUCCUGCCAACCUGCUGCAACAGACCCUCCCAAGCCCUCCUAUUCCAUCUCGACGGCAGCUUCCUGAGGAGCCGGCCUCAUGUCCUAGCUGAGUCUUUGGCCAUCUUGGGGCCCAUGGAGUGCACUCCACAUGGCUCCUACCCUACAGCUGCUCCAGAAGCUGGGGAACCCGCCUCCACACUGGCCCUGCCUUCUGCUGGCCCUAGGCCUUCAGCUCCAUAGAGGAAGUCAGUCCUGCCCUUUUGGCCAACAGGUUUCUCGUUCUGCCUUCUCAGAUGUCUCUGCUACAAACCCAGGGAGCUGUGGCUUCUCACUUGCCCAACAUGUUUCAGUUCCAGCAGAAAGGUAGGGGUUCAGAGAUGGAGCUUGUAAGGGGGAGCAUUAUUUUAACAGACACAACAAAUGAAGCCAAAUCAAACGAACUAAGUUCCUCAAUUAUUUCCUUUGAGAUCUGAUUAGUUCAAUAGCAAAAGUUGUAACUGUCCCACUUUGGGCUCAGUGAUUUUAGAAAAGGUGUGAUGGCUUCUGUUCACGGCUAGGCUUUCCCUUUCCUGGGGAAAGGAAGGGCCUUGCACCCUUGUUCCUGUGUGUGCAAGGGCCUCCCACUGGAGCUGGUCUGUAAUGUAGUACUAGGCGCCUCUGGCAGCCUGGGGCUGCCGGCCUAUGGGAGACACCUCCAAGCUGGGACAGGCAGCUUUGCAUUACUGACAGACCGGUUUUAGUGUGAAGCGGUAGGAAGAUUCCUUAGCCACUGGGAAGCAGUGGCAGUGGGGUGGGGGUAGCCAGUGACCACCCACCCACUCACCCCAGUUCCCUGGAGUAACCAGGGUAAUCUGCAUUUGAUUACUUCCCCUUCUCCAGGACACUUGGUUCCCUUUCCCCUAAGGAUCAUGUAACUGGGAAGAACUGAUUUGGACACCAUAAUGGGUUUUACUAGAUUUCCUUUCCUAGCGAUUUCCAGGCACAGUCCUGACUGGACAAUCAUCACAGAAUACUGCAGAUUUUCCAUGUUAACACUGUGGAUGGGUUUUUAAUCAAUAAAACUGGGGUUUUCUUCUCA
This is a messenger RNA of Psammomys obesus (fat sand rat), 2170 nucleotides long. RefSeq names its product RAB35, member RAS oncogene family (gene Rab35). Gene Ontology annotation, biological process: endocytic recycling; Rab protein signal transduction. The coding region runs from base 170 to 775 and encodes 201 amino acids. The transcript has 6 exons. Gene Ontology annotation, cellular component: plasma membrane; endosome membrane. The record is from RefSeq and is a predicted model, not a curated record. Gene Ontology annotation, molecular function: GTPase activity; GTP binding. NCBI's taxonomy places the organism in Eukaryota, Metazoa, Chordata, Mammalia, Rodentia, Muridae.